AUGCCUAUCCUAUAAGGAUAUAAUGUAAUGGUACUGUGCCCAGUGAGUGAAAGAGUGGUACUAUCAUAAAUUUUGGGUGAUGUUGACAUAUUAUUAAGGCAUCAAACCGUCUGUAAAUUAGGUUAUGUUAGCUGUGUUUAAUGAUUUAUUUCAAUAAUCUUUAAGCCUUCUUGUAUUGAAGAUAAUCAGUUGAUGUGGUCACAAUUCUAAUGGCAGCACACGUUUCUGAAAAUGAUGAACUUAAGGAUAUAAUUAAACUUAUGUGGGGUACUAAUGUGAAAGAAGAUGUUUUCCAAAGAUGGACUCAGGGAUUUCAUUUCAGCGCAGAUGAACCAACUGCCCUUGUACAAUGGGAGGGAGGACCUUGCGCUGUGUUGGCUCCAGUCCAAGCUUUUAUCAUCAAAUCCCUAGUGUCAGAAUCAUGGACAAGCAACUGGAAAGAGGUGGAGACGGAGAGGGUGAACAGGUUGCUUAUCCGAGCUGCCUGUGAGAUUCUCUGUCAGGCUUAUGGAGGUCAGAAGUACCGUCUGGUUCACAUGAACGACCAAGAACAAACACCCAACACAGAGACGAAACAGAACACUGAGUCUAGCUCAACAGAGCCAAAACUGGACCACACCUACUUUCACUCCCAGCUUAGAGUGCACAGUGUUGACAGCUCAGAUGAAGUGGAAGCGUUUUAUCUGGAGAGGAUACAGAUGCUGCGAGAAACAUUUGGAGUCUUACUGUUUCUUUACUCUGUUAUGUAUACAAAGGGACUGGAACAGCUGAACACGGAGGUGACGGACAUUGGAGAGCCGAUGAUAGACGGAGAGUACGGCUACGGCAGUCAGUGUCUCAUCAACCUGAUGAUCACAGGCCGCGCCGUAGCCCAUGUCUGGAACCACGACCAGGAUGUCGGCGGCCUCAAGUUGCGAGGCAUAGACAAGCAGAGCACUGUAGGAUUUCUGGCGCUUUUAGAACAUCUGAGGUAUUGCGAGGUCGGGUCUUUCCUCAAGAACCCCAUGAACCCUGUGUGGGUCCUUGGCAGCGAGACUCACCUCACGGUGCUCUUCUCCUUCGAGAAACAGCUGGUCAGCGCAGAAACGCCUACGGAGGUGGCGCGACGGGUGUUCAAAAGUUUUGACCCUGAGGGUAACAACUUCAUCUCUUCAGACCUUCUACAAGAUGUCCUCAGCAUGUUGAACUUAGUCUCUGACCCAGAAUAUGUAGAAAUCAUGAAGAAGAGGCUGGACCCAGACAAUUUAGGUAUCAUACUUCUCAGUGCUUUCAUGGACGAGUUCUUCCCUGAAGAGUCUAUUUCAGUGCCUGACACGUUCACUCUUUUUCAUUACAACGGGCUCCCUCGCUCUUGUCCGAGUAACAAGGUAGUCUAUCAAGAAGGCAGCGCUGUGUUGCUAGAAUGCAACAUGAAGUGUGUCCUGGACAGCAACCCGAUGUUGACUUGCCUACAGACCAAGUGGCCGAGCAUCGAAGUCCGGUGGUUGUCAGGGGCCACUCCCUCUCUCAACUAGUAUUGGUAGCUCUACACCACACACAGACACAUAUUGUAUUUAUUUCCUUCAAAAUCCCGGUUUCCAUUGUCCACCCACUACUAGUAUUAUUUAAUUUUGUAAAUUAUACAUUGCGUUGACCAGUCGAUGUAUGUUGUUAGACUCAAAAGGUUGAUGUUUCAGGAGGGUGUUACUGUAUAUUUGUAGAAAUGUUUAUUGUUGGGUCGAUAUAAAGAUGGCACUGCAUGUUCGUUUCAUGCGUAAUUUCUUAAUUUUGUAGUAAUUUUAAUUAAAUAGAAACCUAUAUAUUGAUUUGUUUAUGCGUUGAAUGUGUAAUGUAUUUGACAAAUACCAAAGAUAAAAUUAUUUUACCUUAUUUAUGUCGUAACUUUAUAUUUAGUGUUACACCCCCAGUUAAUUGUUUGAUUUAAAAUAUUACACCAAAACAAUUAGGUCUUUUAACAAUUAGUUUAAUGGUGCAUAAACAUUUAAGGCCAACGUUCGCUUUAAUGAAACUCUUAGACCUUUUCAACUGAAUUAAGCUACAAUUUUAUUUGACUCGAGAUCAUUUUUGCUUGGUUGAAUUUUACCUUCUAUGAAAAAGCUCAACCAAGUGUGCAUAUUUGGCACUAUACAUACAAAUGUACCCUUGUUGCAGCAAACCUGCGAAUAGCAAUUGUGCUUAUUCUGAUAAAGUUUCUAGCUAGAGACUUUUUAUUUAUCAAUACAGUACUACUGUACUGAAUAAGAUUGGUGGUUAGCUAAACUAGUGGUAGCUCACAGGACGGCCUAACCUGAAGUAAUGUGUAACGGUUCCGGGCAAGAGGCUAUGUCCUACGUCCUAUCAUCGAAGGUGAGACAUAUAAAUGCUCCCGCCUCAGAAAACCUCCAGACAAAGCAAACUUGUUUGAGUACUUAGGUUUGCUGCCACAGGGAACGUAAUAAAGUGUGUUUUUUAUUGAAAUGUAAAUAGCUUAGAAUGAAAUAAAUAAACUUGCCAAAUUUCAUCAAAAUACACCCCAAACUGCAUCAGUUAAUUUAAUCUCCAUAAAAAUAACAUAGGAAUUAUAACAUUUACAGUGUUUAUUAUUUUAUUCGUAACAAUUAGAUGUACAACAAUGCUUUGGUGUACAUGGUUACUUGUUUUUCUAUUUGCUCUACAUAAUAGAUUGGAAAUAAAUUGCAAAAUUUUAUGUUUUGGGGGUAAAAAAAUGGGAGAAACCAAAUUUUUCUGGGAGAAUCCAACAUAGUCCAACAAUGCCGGUUCACAAACUUGUAAGUUUAACUGUAGGUUUAAUUAUAUUUACCCAAUUGAAUAAAAAAAUUAUGGCUUUAAUUUUAGUUAUCAUGCUAACAAACACACACAAAUAAUAUAUGAAUUUGAACAGAUGGUGUCUUUGGCUUCAGGAAACAUCUAAACUAAAAAUUUAAAUCAGUUCCGGGUCUAGGUUUUUUUAUGAGACCUACAGUACUAGCUUAUUAUUUAUAUGUGAAAUUCGCUAAAAACUAUUAUUGAGCAGGCAUGUAUGUCUCCCUAGUUUUCUUAUUUUUUGGUGUGUAUAUCAAACCCCCCAAGAUAUAGUUAUAACUGUUUUAGUAACUAUUCAUGUUAUUAUUUUAAAUUUGAAAACAUAAGCAAUGGUUAUGUUACCAUUUAAGUUGUAAUUAAUUAUUACGUACAGGAAUUAGGGGCAAAAUGUCAUGGUUGAACAACUAAUUAAAUAUUGUUAGUUCAAAACAUUUUAAAAUCUUUUUAAUUUUGAAACCGAAUAACAAUUGUCUUUGAAAUAUUCAGAACAUUAUAAUUUAAUAACAAUGUUAUCACAAGGGCAUUGCUUGUUUUUGACUGUUAGUUGUCUAAAAAAUGGUAAUGUAUGUUGAUCACGGUUAAUCUGUUAAAAUAUAAAAGCUUGAGAUUUUUAUGUUUUAUUGUUGUCACAGUAAAAAAAAUUACAAUUUAUUUAUUUUGAAUAUUUAGGUCUUAAUAGUGAGAUUAAAAAUACUUUUUAAGUAACCCUUACUUUUAGAUCCUAGCAGCAUACAUUUUAAUGUAAAAAAAGGAACGUUUAAUACCUAAACUAGGAAGUGUUAUUUAUGUAUAUAUUGAAAUACGAUUUUUCUCAAUGAAAUACAGUUUUGAAAUUAG
This is a messenger RNA of Macrosteles quadrilineatus (aster leafhopper), 3639 nucleotides long. RefSeq names its product ubiquitin carboxyl-terminal hydrolase MINDY-3 homolog. Gene Ontology annotation, molecular function: calcium ion binding; cysteine-type deubiquitinase activity; K48-linked deubiquitinase activity. Gene Ontology annotation, biological process: protein K48-linked deubiquitination. The record is from RefSeq and is a predicted model, not a curated record. The transcript is spliced from 9 exons. NCBI's taxonomy places the organism in Eukaryota, Metazoa, Arthropoda, Insecta, Hemiptera, Cicadellidae. Bases 210 to 1514 code for a protein of 434 amino acids.